Molecule: messenger RNA, 968 nt
Organism: Caenorhabditis elegans
Lineage: Eukaryota; Metazoa; Nematoda; Chromadorea; Rhabditida; Rhabditidae
Gene: F56H6.13
Product: Carbohydrate sulfotransferase
Exons: 7
Coding region: 3-947 (314 amino acids)
Biological process (GO): chondroitin sulfate proteoglycan biosynthetic process; positive regulation of response to oxidative stress
Cellular component (GO): membrane
Molecular function (GO): chondroitin 4-sulfotransferase activity; sulfotransferase activity
Source: RefSeq, marked reviewed
CAAUGAUUCAAAUCACCCAACAAUACCGCCGGCUUGCAUUUAUAAUUUCUUGCAUUCUCGGGCUCCUGGUUUACUGGAAAAUGUUCAAGAACAAUUAUAUUGAAGAAAACAUUAACAUGACACACGACUUUAUAGUUCCAUUCAUCAAUUAUGUACCUGGAUUUUUUGUCUCCCCGGAAAAUAAGCUAGUUGCAUGUGAAAUUCGAAAGUCUAUGUCUCAACUGACAACUAAUCUCAUGUGUUUGCUGUACAAUGAAACCCAAUUUGUGGCAGAUAAAAACACAUUAAACGAUACCUGGGAAGCCCCGAGGCACUGUAUGCAAGAACAUAGCUUUACAAAUUUCUCUGAUGAUCUCAAGAACGACACGGAUACUGUGAAAUUUGCAUUUAUUCGAGACCCUAUUCGCCGGUUUUUGUCAUUUUACCUAAACAAGUGUGUUGACAAAAGCGAGUGCUACGAUUGUGGAAGUGAUAUGAGAUGCGUUGUCGAGAGGAUCUACAAUGGGCUGUGGAAUAUUCAAAAUGAUCGGAACAUGACUUUUAUACUUAUGGAAGCCCAUGCGGCGCCACUUUCUUGGAACUGCGGCUUUAACGAGGGAGUCUCGAAAUGGGAGCUGCUAAUGAUGGGGUCAGAUUUGGACGAGAGAACUUCAUCGACAACGAAACUGGCAAAAAUUUUGAGGAAGCAAGGGGUCAGGCACGAGCUUGUGGAGAGCAUUGAGAAGGAUAUUUUGAAAGGAGAAACCGCUCACUCUACAUUCAAAUCAACAAACCGCCUGGCAGCCGAGAAACAAAUUCGCGAGGACCCAGUCGUUCGGUAUUUCCUGCACAAGAUCUACUUUUUCGACUAUGUCGUGUUUCCCUUCAAACGUGACGUCUUGGAUCCUGAAUACCGAUCGAUUUUUGCGACGGCUCCAGCGAAAGUCGAUAUUAAAUUUUUUGUUUAAUUAAUAAAUAUGGUUGAUUUA